GUCACCAUGCCCUAAUUUUCUUUUCUCUAUCCAGCCAUGGCUGCCUCCACCGUGGGCAUUUUCAUUUUCUCUCUCCUCUUUUUGUCGACAUUCUCCCAUGCUUGUAUUCCAUGCAUGCCCAACAAGCCACCUCCAGCGUGCAUGCCCAACAAGCCACCUCCAGCGUGCAUGCCCACCAAGCCACCUCCAGCGUGCAUGCCCACCGAGCCACCUCCAGCGUGCAUGCCCAACAAGCCACCUCCAGCGUGCAUGCCCACCAAGCCACCUCCAGCGGCUCCACCGGUGAACCCCUUUUGCCCUAUAGACACAUUGAAGCUCGGGGCUUGUGUUGACCUCCUUGGAGGGGUGGUCAACCUUGUCAUUGGUUCACCACCUUCGAGCCAGUGUUGUGCUGUGCUCGAAGGCUUGGUAGACUUGGAAGUUGCGGUUUGCCUUUGCACCGCUAUUAAGGCUAAUGUGCUUGGGAUUAACUUGGACAUACCUGUUGCGCUUAGUUUGAUAAUCUCAACAUGUGGGAAAUCUAUUCCUCCAGGCUACAAAUGUGGCUAGAAAAAUGGGUGAUUUUGAACCAAAUGACUCAGUGUGUUGUGGUCUUGAAUUUGUUAAGAGUGUGUUGCAAAUAUAUGUCUGUAUGAGUGGUUUGGUGUUUAUUGCAGUGGUUACUAAUCUUUCUUUAUUUUAUUUUUUAUUGUGAUUGUUGGUUAACUGUUCUGGUUGAUGUGUGAUUUGCUCUAAUAAGAUGGGUUGUUUUUAUUAUUAUCAUUCAAUAUCUUUUUGAAUUAUUGUAAAUUCAAUUGGAUUAAUAAAGUAUGCAUUCAACGGUGA
Camellia sinensis is the source of this 825-nucleotide messenger RNA. RefSeq lists its product as uncharacterized. NCBI's taxonomy places the organism in Eukaryota, Viridiplantae, Streptophyta, Magnoliopsida, Ericales, Theaceae. The record is from RefSeq and is a predicted model, not a curated record.